Messenger RNA from Pocillopora damicornis (cauliflower coral), 1240 nucleotides. RefSeq names its product ADP-ribosylhydrolase ARH3. Gene Ontology annotation, cellular component: mitochondrion; nucleus. NCBI's taxonomy places the organism in Eukaryota, Metazoa, Cnidaria, Anthozoa, Scleractinia, Pocilloporidae. The record is from RefSeq and is a predicted model, not a curated record.
AAAGACACCUUGCAUUGAAGGAUUUGUAGAUAUGAGUAAAAUGUUACACAAGUUUCGCGGAACACUUGUUGGUGCCUUGGUUGGUGACUGCCUUGGAUCAAACUAUGAAGGCGUCUCCAGCACUUUACCAUGGGGAGAAGUUACCGAUUACACUUUGGAAAGAAUCAAAGACGAGAAAGAACCGAUCCAUUACACGGAUGAUACAGCGAUGACUCGAGCGAUCUGCAAGUCGUUAACUGAGGAAAAGAAGUACGAUAACCGCAGCAUGGCAAAAGCGUUUGUUCAGGAAUUCUUCAAAGAGCCUGGUCGUGGCUAUGGUGCUGCUGUCGGGACAGUCUUUAAGCGUUUGCGGGAUACGAAUCCCGAAGAUGUUACACUUCCGGCUCGCUCUCAAUUUGAUGGACAAGGUUCCUAUGGAAACGGUGCAGCCAUGAGGAUCUCCCCUGUGGCUCUUUAUAGUCGAAGUUCAUCAGAAGUUCAAAAGAAUGCUCAAGAGAAUGCACUCAUCACACAUGCACACAUUAAUGGAGUCAAUGGAGCAGUCUUGCAAGCAGAGGCAGUGUUCAAAGCUCUUCCCCUUGAACCACCAAACUUAAACACAGACAAAUUUAUUGAUGACCUCCUUGAAGUGGCCAAAAAGCUUGAGGAAGAGUAUGAAGAAUCUAGUAAAGAAAAAGAAGAUGGUGGCCACAUUUCAACUUCUUCACCUCAAAAGAAACCUUUUUUGUAUUUCAAGAAAUUAAAAGAAAUGAAAGAACUGUUAAAUAAAGGUGAAACACUGGAACCUGAGACAGUGGUGGAAACAUUUGGAAAUGGGAUAAGAGCUGAGGAAGCAGUUCCCGCUGCAAUAUUUUCAUUUCUUCACAAGGGACGAGAGUCAUUUCAAGAAUCAGUUAACUAUGCUAUCUCUUUGGGAGGUGAUACAGACACAAUUGCUAGCAUGGCAGGAGCAAUCAGUGGAGCUUACUGGGGAGUAAAUGAGAUUCCUGAACUGUGGAAGAGCAAAUGUGAAGGUGUAGAGGAGGCCAUAGAAUUUGCAAACAAAAUAUUUGAACUAAAAGAAGAAAGAAAAGAUGAUGAGUGAUUGAAAAUGACUUUGGAGCAGUGUAUUACUGUUAAUUAUAAUGCCUCAAAAGCAAGUGAGGUCUCAUGUUCAGAAUAUAAAUGUCAUCAAAUAAUGGAUUUUCUUGAUGUAUUAUUAGACUAUAACUUUUGAAAGGAUUAUUUUCUUUCAUCUGAG